This is a messenger RNA of Pundamilia nyererei, 4372 nucleotides long. It is a transcript of the gene atp8b4, whose product is annotated as ATPase phospholipid transporting 8B4. The coding region runs from base 260 to 3865 and encodes 1201 amino acids. The transcript has 29 exons. NCBI's taxonomy places the organism in Eukaryota, Metazoa, Chordata, Actinopteri, Cichliformes, Cichlidae. The record is from RefSeq and is a predicted model, not a curated record. Gene Ontology annotation, cellular component: trans-Golgi network; plasma membrane. Gene Ontology annotation, molecular function: ATP binding; ATPase-coupled intramembrane lipid carrier activity; ATP hydrolysis activity. Gene Ontology annotation, biological process: Golgi organization; phospholipid translocation.
UAAGAGAGGGGGAGAGAAAGAGGUGUUCAUUGCAGCGCACACUCACUCACUUCUACUUCUCCCAGAAGAAGAGGGCUGCAGCUUCAUCACCAUGUCGCGGUUCUUGGAAGAGGCGAUAGGGUGUGCUUCGAAAAAAUCAGCGGAAGGCGCUACUUGAAAUAAAUGGUCGCGGGUAAAUAACAGGAUACAUGGAGAUAACACAAGUCUGCGCCUGUGAGAAACCUGUGCAAGGGAAAUCCUCGGGAGGUCCCAGGAGAAGAUGGAGACAUUCUGGAGAAGAAAACCUCUUGUUGAGAAAGAGCGCCGCGUGAAAGCCAACGCGUGGGACUACAAUGACAGGUUCUCUUAUGCCGAUAAUCGCAUCAAAACCUCAAAGUACAAUAUCUUCACCUUCCUGCCCAUCAACUUGUUUGAGCAGUUCCAGAGGGUGGCAAACGCUUACUUCUCAGUGCUCUUAAUACUGCAGUUAAUUCCAGAAAUAUCCUCCCUGUCCUGGUUCACAACCAUCGUGCCUUUGGUUUUUGUGCUCGUGAUCACGGCUGUUAAGGACGCCACAGAUGACUAUUUCCGAUACAAGAGCGACCAACAAGUCAACAACCGGCAGUCACAGGUUCUCAUCAGAGGAAGUUUGCAGAAUGAAAAAUGGAUGAACGUUCGAGUAGGGGAUAUCAUCAAACUAGAGAACAAUCAGUUUGUUGCUGCAGACAUCCUCCUUCUCUGUAGCAGUGAGCCUUACGGUCUGUGCUAUGUUGAGACUGCAGAGCUAGAUGGAGAGACCAAUCUAAAAGUCCGUCAGGCUUUAACCGUUACCUCAGAUUUAGGAGACAUUUCUAAACUGAUGGACUUUGAUGGGGAAGUCAUUUGUGAGCCUCCAAACAACAAGCUGGAUAGGUUUACUGGAACAUUGUACUGGAAAGGCAAUAAAUAUCCUCUGGAUAAUGAAAAAAUGCUUCUGCGGGGCUGUGUACUCAGAAACACUGAGUGGUGCUUUGGAAUGGUCAUAUUUGCUGGCUCACAAACCAAACUGAUGCAGAACUGUGGAAGGACGAAACUGAAAAGGACCAGUAUCGACAAACUCAUGAACACUCUGGUUUUGUGGAUUUUCGCCUUCCUUAUUUGUAUGGGAGUUAUUUUGGCAGUUGGACACACUAUUUGGGAAACGUAUGUCGGCACAAACUUCAGAGUGUUUUUGCCGUGGGACACGUUCCAGAUUAGCGCUGUGUUCUCUGGAUUCCUCACCUUCUGGUCCUACAUCAUCAUCCUCAACACUGUUGUGCCCAUCUCUCUGUAUGUCAGUGUGGAAGUCCUGCGACUUGGUCACAGUCACUUCAUUAACUGGGACCGGAAGAUGUACCACAGCCCGAUGGGCACUGCAGCCCAAGCUCGCACCACCACCCUGAAUGAGGAGCUGGGCCAAGUGGAGUUCAUCUUCUCUGACAAGACAGGCACGCUCACCCAGAACAUCAUGGUCUUCAGCAAGUGCUCCAUUAAUGGACAGAUGUAUGGUGAUGUGUAUGAUGAAUUUGACCAGAAGGUGGAAAUUACUGAGAAAACAGCCUGCGUGGAUUUUUCCUUCAACCCUCUCUGCGACAGAAGGUUCAAGUUUUACGACAGCAGCUUGGUCGAAGCCAUCAAAAUGGAGGAUCCUGCAGUGCAGGAGUUUUUCAGGCUGCUGGCUUUGUGUCACACUGUCAUGCCAGAGGAGAAGAGUGAAGGAAAUUUGGUGUACCAGGCACAGUCACCUGAUGAGGGAGCGCUGGUCACUGCGGCGCGAAACUUUGGGUUUGUCUUCCGGGCGCGAACCCCAGAAACCGUCACGCUGUGUGAGAUGGGACGAACCGUCACCUACCAGCUUCUGGCCAUACUGGACUUCAACAACGUGCGCAAGAGAAUGAGUGUCAUUGUGAGAAGCCCAGAAGGCCAGAUUAAACUCUACUCCAAAGGCGCUGACACGAUUAUUUUCGAACGUCUGGAUCCAUCCUGUGAAAACCUCAUGUACACUACCUCAGAACACCUCAGUGAAUUUGCUGGGGAAGGGCUUCGAACAUUAGCUCUGUCCUACAAAGACCUCGAUGAAGAUUAUUUUAAAGUUUGGAUGAAGAGGCUUCUCUUUGCCAGCACUGUAAUAGAGAAUCGCGAAGAUCAGCUUGCUGUCCUUUACGACGAGAUCGAACUGGGCAUGAAGCUUCUAGGAGCCACGGCGAUUGAAGACAAACUUCAGGAGGGAGUUCCAGAGACCAUCGCCUGCCUAAAUCUAGCUGACAUUAAAAUCUGGGUCCUUACAGGAGAUAAACUAGAGACAGCAAUGAACAUUGGCUACUCCUGCAACAUGCUGCGAGAUGACAUGAAUGAGGUGUUUGUUAUCUCCGGCCACACCCUGCAGGAUGUGCAGCAGCAGCUCAGGAGCGCCAAAGAGCACAUCCUCGGCCUGAGUCGCGUGAGCAGUGCAGGACAUGUUGAGAAGACGGAUGCGUUUGCAGACGAUUCUGUGUUUGAAGAAGCUAUAAUUGCAGAGUAUGCCUUAGUUAUCAAUGGACACAGUCUGGCUCACGCUCUGGAGCCCCAGCUGGAGCACAUCCUGUUGGAUUUGGCCUGUCUAUGUAAAACGGUGAUCUGCUGCCGCGUCACGCCGAUGCAGAAAGCUCAGGUGGUGGAGCUGGUGAAGAGGCACAAGAGAGCUGUCACCUUGGCCAUAGGAGACGGAGCCAAUGAUGUCAGCAUGAUCAAGACUGCUCACAUCGGUGUUGGGAUCAGCGGACAGGAGGGGAUGCAGGCUGUUCUGGCCUCAGAUUACUCCUUUGCCCAGUUCCGGUACCUGCAGAGGCUCUUGUUGGUUCACGGACGCUGGUCUUACUUCCGCAUGUGUAAUUUUCUGGGAUAUUUCUUCUACAAGAACUUCGCCUUCACCCUGGUGCACUUCUGGUACGGUUUCUUCUGCGGCUUCUCAGCUCAGACUGUGUAUGACCAGUGGUUCAUCACCCUCUUCAACAUUGUCUAUACAUCGCUGCCAGUACUAGCGAUGGGACUUUUUGAUCAGGACGUCAAUGACCAGAACAGCCUUCGCUACCCAAGUCUGUACAAACCCGGCCAGCAAAACCUUCUCUUCAACAAGCGUCAGUUUUUCCUGUGCACACUGCAGGGGGUUGCCACGUCAUUCCUGCUUUUCUUCAUUCCCUACGGGGCUUUCCCUCUCAUGGUGAAAGAAGACGGCUCCUCCUUUUCAGACCAACAGGCGUUCGCCGUCACCAUAGCAACGUCCUUGGUCAUUGUUGUAAGUGUUCAGAUCGGACUCGACACGCACUACUGGACUGCCGUCAAUCACCUCUUCAUAUGGGGGAGCCUGAUGGUGUACUUUGCCAUAUUAUUUGCAAUGCAGAGCGACGGCUUAUUUGGCAUUUUUCCGAGCAGCUUCCCAUUUAUCGGCACGGCUCGUAACUGUCUGUCAGAGAAGAGUGUGUGGUUGGUUGUUCUGCUCACCACUGUGGUGUGUGUUAUGCCUGGCUUAGUCGUCAAGUUCCUCAGAGUGGAUCUUUUCCCGACGUUGACAGACAAGGUUCGUCGUCUCCAACAGUCCAGGAAGAAACAAGGACCUCAGGAACAGAACCUGAGGCGAGUACGCAGGACAAGCUCCCGCCGCUCUGCCUACGCCUUCUCCCACCAACAAGGCUUCGGCGAGCUGAUUACCUCAGGCAAAAACAUGAGGAGGAGCACAGUCUCUUCACUUUGCUCCCCUGAAAGAACAGCACAAAGCCACAGCUCCAGCUGGAUAGAAAGCAUGUUAAAGAGGAAGAAUGAAGUUUCCUGUGCCUCACCUAAAAGUGAAGGUGGAGCACCAGAAAGCAGCAACAGAGCAAUACAGACUUGAAGCAAAAAAAGCACGCAGACUGAACUCGACGUUUAAGACUCUGCAUAGAGUAAAGGGUACCGUAUGCAUGGAUCCUGCAGACCAAGCACAAUUUUGGGUGAAUCUUUGCUCAAAUCAGCUACACAAAUGUACCUCAGUUAUUUUUGUUUUUUAAAGUGUGAGUUGUGCGGACACUGAAUGUUAUAAAUGCCAGCCAAAACACAAUUAAACGAAGGAACCUCUCCCAAACGAACAAAGAAACUGGCAAACUCUCACUCUGACACUCAUGACAAUAUUUGCAUGAAUUGCGAAAGUUAAAGAAACAUUUAUAGUUGCUCGGAAAUAAUCCAGUUUGACCUCAGUUUUGUACCAUUAUAAUGGCAUGUCCUCUUCUGAUUAAUAAAGACCUUUCAGUACUUUUAGCUGUUACCAAACAAACCUUUGUGCAAUAAAAACAAACCCAGUUCCCCAAAAAGUCAGAACGAUGUAUAAAAUGUAAACAACGGCAGAAUGGCAAUCACUUGCAAA